CAUGGCUCUCCACCCCCGGGAAGGCCAGGAGUUCAGGGGCGGACCCUGCUCAGCAUUAAAUACUUGCGUCCGGCACUGCCCAGGCCUCCUGUGCCGCCUUCCCAGCCGGUCACUCGACCAAGAUCCACCAUGACGACUUACAGUGACAAGGGAGCAAAGCCCGAGAGAGGCCGAUUCCUCCACUUCCACUCUGUCACCUUCUGGGUCGGCAAUGCCAAGCAGGCUGCCUCAUUCUACUGCACCAAGAUGGGCUUCGAGCCGCUGGCCUACAGGGGCCUGGAGACAGGGUCCCGGCAGGUGGUCAGCCAUGUGAUCAAGCAAGGGCAGAUUGUGUUUGUCCUCUCCUCAGCACUCAACCCCGGGAACAAAGAGAUGGGCGACCACCUGGUGAAACACGGCGACGGAGUGAAGGACAUCGCGUUCGAGGUGGAAGACUGUGACUACAUCGUGCAGAAAGCCCGGGAACGGGGGGCCAAAAUCCUGCGGGAGCCCUGGGUGGAGCAAGACAAGUUUGGGAAGGUGAAGUUUGCUGUCCUGCAGACGUAUGGGGACACCACUCACACCCUGGUGGAGAAGAUGAACUACACCGGCCGCUUCCUGCCUGGGUUCGAGGCCCCAAUGUCCAAGGACCCCCUCCUUUCCAAGCUGCCCAGCUGCAGCCUGGAGAUUAUCGACCACAUUGUGGGAAACCAGCCUGAGCAGGAGAUGGUGUCGGCCUCGGAAUGGUGCAAAUCUAGGCUUCCGGAAGGUGGAAGUGGGGGCGGGCCAGGCCGGUCCCCGGCUGGCGCUCGGAGCAGACGCGUCCCGCUGGCCACUGUGCAGGUACCUGAGAAACCUGCAGUUCCACCGCUUCUGGUCCGUGGACGACACGCAGGUGCACACAGAGUACAGCUCCCUGCGCUCCAUCGUGGUGGCCAACUACGAGGAGUCCAUCAAAAUGCCCAUCAACGAGCCAGCGCCUGGCCGCAAGAAGUCCCAGAUCCAGGAAUACGUGGACUACAACGGGGGAGCCGGGGUCCAGCACAUCGCCCUCAAGACCCACGACAUCAUCUCCGCGAUUCGCCACUUGAGAGAGAGAGGCAUGGAGUUCCUGGCUGUGCCGGCCACUUACUACAAGCAGCUGCGGGAGAAGCUCAGGUCGGCCAAGAUCCGGGUGACCGAGAGCAUCGAUGUCCUGGAGGAGCUGAAAAUCCUGGUGGACUACGACGAGAAAGGCUACCUCCUGCAGAUCUUCACCAAGCCCAUGCAAGACCGGCCCACGCUCUUCUUGGAGGUCAUCCAGCGACACAACCACCAGGGCUUCGGAGCCGGCAACUUCAACUCCCUGUUCAAAGCCUUCGAAGAGGAGCAGAAUCUGAGAGGCAACCUCACCGACAUGGAGACCAACGGGGUGGUGCCCGGCAUGUAGGCCCCGCCCACUCCCGCCGACCUACAGAGGCUCCGCCCACUCGCCGGCGCGCGGCCACGCCCCCGCCUCGGAACACGCUCCCCUCCCGGGCCCGGCGCGUCAGUCCCCACUAGCCACACCCCGAGCCACGCCCACCUCGUGACCACGUGUCCUCCUGAGUAAAGCUCGCCCCAGUCCAA
Oryctolagus cuniculus (rabbit) is the source of this 1587-nucleotide messenger RNA. It is a transcript of the gene HPD, whose product is annotated as 4-hydroxyphenylpyruvate dioxygenase. Gene Ontology annotation, molecular function: 4-hydroxyphenylpyruvate dioxygenase activity. Gene Ontology annotation, biological process: L-tyrosine catabolic process. Lineage: Eukaryota; Metazoa; Chordata; Mammalia; Lagomorpha; Leporidae. Gene Ontology annotation, cellular component: endoplasmic reticulum membrane; Golgi membrane. The record is from RefSeq and is a predicted model, not a curated record.